Molecule: messenger RNA, 618 nt
Organism: Phalaenopsis equestris
Lineage: Eukaryota; Viridiplantae; Streptophyta; Magnoliopsida; Asparagales; Orchidaceae
Exons: 1
Coding region: 1-618 (205 amino acids)
Molecular function (GO): nucleic acid binding; RNA-DNA hybrid ribonuclease activity
Source: RefSeq, a predicted model, not a curated record
AUGGGGUACAAGAUUAAAGUUCUUGGGUGCUCCCCAAUCCUUAAUACUCAAGUUUCUUAUGCCAAAUCAAAAUUUUUGAUGUUCCAUUGGAGAAAACCUACUUACCCUUGGAUCAAAAGCAACACUGAUGGGAGUUAUAGAAGACACACUGCUGGUAUUGGGGGGAUUUUCAUAAAUAAUGUUGGGGAAUGCCUACUAUUUUUCCAAUCUCCCACUGAUGCUCUCAAUGCUUUGCAGGCUGAAGUCUUAGCUGUGGUAUGGGCUCUUCAAACAGCUGUUGUUAUGGGAUGGAACCUACUAAUUGUGGAAAUGGACUCCUUAUGGCUAUUCCAGCUCUUAAAAGAUAACAUCUCCCCACCUUGGUUUCUUCUACAUGUUGUUAAGCAAAUUACUCACAUGAAGUUGACUCACAACCUUCAGAUUAUCUGGAAGCAUAUUUUUAGGGAGGGUAACAGAUGUGCUAAUUGGCUUGCACAUCAAGGUGCUUUGUCUAUGUUGCCUAAAGUAAAUACUACCCCUCCUAUGGAGCUGUCUUGGUUGAUUAAGGCAGAUCUCUCUGAUCUGCCUUAUAUUAGAAGGGGGAUGUCCACUGAUGUUUAUUUUAACCAUUCUAUCUAG